Molecule: messenger RNA, 1971 nt
Organism: Sceloporus undulatus (fence lizard)
Lineage: Eukaryota; Metazoa; Chordata; Lepidosauria; Squamata; Phrynosomatidae
Product: cytochrome P450 2G1-like
Exons: 9
Coding region: 48-1532 (494 amino acids)
Biological process (GO): xenobiotic metabolic process
Cellular component (GO): cytoplasm; intracellular membrane-bounded organelle
Molecular function (GO): oxidoreductase activity, acting on paired donors, with incorporation or reduction of molecular oxygen, reduced flavin or flavoprotein as one donor, and incorporation of one atom of oxygen; heme binding; iron ion binding
Source: RefSeq, a predicted model, not a curated record
AGAUCAACAUUCUGAGUAGUGGACUGCAACGAGUAGCAAACUCAAUCAUGGAGUUAGUUAGUGCAGUCACCUUCUUCCUUUCCAUCUACCUCUCUUGCCUUGCCAUCAUAAUAACUAAGCGGAAACUGUCGCAGAAGGGAAGGCUUCCUCCGGGUCCCACUCCGCUUCCUAUAAUUGGGAAUUUCCUACAGAUCAAGUCAUCGGAAAUGUUAAAAUCUCUUCUCAAGCUGCGUGAAAAAUAUGGUCCCGUGUUCACCGUCUAUUUUGGAUCUCGUCCAAUUGUGGUCUUAUGUGGACACCAAGCUGUGAAGGAGGCCCUCGUAGACAAGGCAGAAGAAUUCAGUGGAAGAGUAACCAACCCUACUCUGGAACGGAGCUUUGAUGGAUAUGGGCUGGUCUUUGCCAAUGGAGAGCGUUGGAGGCAAAUGCGCCGAUUCUCGCUCACCGUCUUGAGGGACUUUGGAAUGGGGAAAAAGUCCAUUCAAGAGCGGAUCCAGGAAGAGGCCCAGUUCCUACUGGAGGAGUUUCGGAAGACAAAGGAGAAGCCAUUUGAUCCCACCUACUUUCUCAGCCAGGCCGUAUCCAACAUCAUUUGCUCCAUCGUUUUUGGGGACCGUUUUGACUAUGAGGACAAGGAAUUCCAGUCGCUCAUGGAGAUGAUGAACAACAGCUUCCGAGAAACAAGCACGGCCCGGGCCCAGAUCUAUGACAUGUAUGUCAACAUCCUCAAGUAUUUCCCAGGGACCCAGACCAAAUUCUAUGACAUCCUGGAAGAUAUGAAACGCUUACUUGCCAAGAAAAUACAGAAGAAUAAAGAGACCUUUGACCCCGACUUCCCACGAGACUUUAUCGAUUGCUUCCUCAUCCAGAUGGAAAAGGAGAAAGACAAGCCAUCCAGUGAAUUUAACGACACGAACUUAUUGAUCACAACCCUUAACCUCUUCUUUGCUGGAACAGAGACAGUCAGCUCUACCUUGAGAUACGGAUUCCUAUUUCUGAUGAAAUAUCCUGAGGUUCAAGCAAAAGUGCAUGAAGAAAUUGACCGAGUGAUUGGACGGAACCGUGUCCCAAACAUCGAGGACCGGACCCAGAUGCCAUAUACGGAUGCUGUCAUCCAUGAAAUACAGAGAUUCAGUGAUCUGAUUCCCAUGGAUUUGGCCCAUAUGGUUAUUCGUGACACUGAAUUCAGAGGAUACAUGAUUCCCAAGGGAACUGAAAUCUAUCCUGUGCUCAGCAGUGUCCUUCAUGACCCCACAAUGUUCAAAAAGCCUUUUACUUUCAGCCCAGAGAACUUUCUGGAUGAAAAUGGACGCUUCAAGAAGAACGAAGCCUUUGUCCCAUUCUCCUCAGGGAAACGGAUCUGUGCGGGUGAAGCAUUGGCCCGAAUGGAGCUAUUCCUCUUCUUCACCACCAUCUUGCAGAGUUUUGAGCUGAAGCCCCUCAUUCCCCCAGAAGACAUUGACACAACUCCUCAGGAAAUCGGCUUUGCCACUAUCCCACCUUUGUACCAGCUCUCCAUCAUCGCACGCUAACCCAUAGGUCACACUGCCCAUGGCCAUUGCUCUCUUACAAACACUGGAUUCCACAAUUCCAUCAGCAGAGACCUUUCAUUCUGUUUUCUGGCUCACUUGCAGUUUGUUUGCUUUUAAAGUUGGCAUCGACAGAUUAGGGCUUGUUCAAAUGGAGUGUUCUUGACAAUCUUAGAUGGAGAGGGAAGAAGCUCAUGGUUCAUUCCAGAGUAUUAUAUAUGCUUUUAUAUCAGCCAAAGGAAUGUGGUCCAAUCUUCUUUGUUUUUGUAUCUGUACUUAAGGAGUGUGUAAGCCUUGAGAUUGCCUUGAAAGAUAAAAUAUAACAAGGCAUCAAGCGUUUGAAUUUUGGGUUCAGCUUUAUCAUAUAAUUUUGGCAUCAGGCUUGUCAUAAAAUGUGGUGCCAUCUUUUCUAUUUUUCUAUCUAUACCUAAUUAAAAAAAAA